AUGGAGGCUGUGGAUUCUGAAUUUGGAUCUCUUCGAAAAUCAAAGGGCAAAGCUAGUUCUGGUAGAAUUUUAAAAGACAGUGCCAUUGAUCAUGAACAGAAAUCUAUGCUCCAGAAGUUGACACUACUGCCAAUAAAGAAGGUCAGUUCCAAUAAGGUAAAAAAGCCGAAUCAUAUCUCUGAGACAAGAGAGAGCACUAGCUUGGCAGAAAUGCUUAUUGAGAGGCAAAGUGAAAAUAUGCGCAUGGUAAGGAAGACCCCGGCUUCAGAUUUAGCAGUCUCCAGGAAGCUAGCGAAACCGCUAGACCCUGAUUUCAAAAGAUUCAAGCAUCACUUACUGCGAGCUAUCUAUCAGGGGCUGCCUUCUCAGGACAUAAAGGUACCGAGCUAUUUGCAGGACGUCCAGGCGGAGUUGAACAGAAUUUUGAGUCAGGCUAUUGUACAGAAAGAAAGUCAUUCUACUAUCAUAGUGGGACCUAGGGAAAGCUACAAGACAUUCCUGUUGGACCAUGAAAUGGCUCUCUUGGCCAACGAAUAUGCGGGACAGUUUAUCACUAUCAGGUUGAACGGGUUCAUUCAUUCUGAGCAGUCUGCGAUCAAUGGCAUAGCAACGCAAUUUGAGCAACAGCUGAGAAAAUUACGCGGUACCACCGAUGAUACAGCCAAUGGAUCAGACAUAAGUAGCGGCUCAUUAACGGAAGUUUUCGAGAAAAUCUUACGGGUUCUGGAUUCUACCUCCAUCAGGAAUCAAAACAGGAGCCAAAAGAAUGGAGCAGUUAUGAAGAUUACCGUUGUGUUUAUUUUUGAUGAGAUCGAUACAUUUGCAGGGCCCGUGAGACAGUCUCUCCUGUACAACCUUUUCGAUAUGGUUGAGCACGCAAAAGUGCCAGUCUGCAUAUUUGGAUGCACCACAAAGCUUAACAUUCUGGAAUAUCUUGAGAAAAGGGUAAAGAGCCGAUUCUCCCAGCGAAUUAUUUACAUGCCUCAGAUUGAAAGCUUGGAGCAAUUUGUAGAGUUAACAGGCGAGCUCUUAACAGUUUCACGCCCCUCCGAAUACAAAUAUGCUGGCUUAUGGAACCAAAAGGUCAAGGAAACACUCGCCGAUGAAAAAGGUAACUUUUACAAAUUGGCGAAAAUAAAUUAUGAAACUUUCAGAUCGCUACCUCAUUUCAAGAACGGUAUUGUCCCGUUGAUUUACGGUGCGGAAGAUUUUGAGUCCCUCUGUAAAUCGCUUGAAACUUGCGAUAUCAUUAACAAAUAUGAAAUUAACCAAUUGGGCAGUAGCCUGAGUGCCACAGUUGCCUCUCUUUCGGAUCUACAGCUGGCAAUCCUGAUUUGUGCCGCCCGAGCAGCUCUGAAAGCUAAGGACGAAGUCAUGAACUUCAAUCUUACGUACGCCGAGUACGAAAGCAUGACAAAAUCUUUGAACGCGAGAAUACCGACAGUGGCCCACGCAGGAACUUCAAGAGACGCCAGUUCAGUGCUUCUCGACAGUGCUAUAAAGCUGUGGAAGAAGAAGGACGUUAAAAACGUAUGGGAAACCCUCAUCAGUCUAAAUCUCUUGACUGAGAAAUCGGCUAUCGGUUUACGUGAAUCGGCAAUGGCUGUCUUCUACGCCAGUAAUUACCAGUUGCAAGGCACCACGAUUCCAUUUGAUCUGCGACAGUAUCAGACUCAUGUUACGUUAUCAGAUCUCAGACGUAUCGUUCCCAGCUCCUCCUUAUACUACCCAUGGACGCAGCUAUGA
Molecule: messenger RNA, 1746 nt
Organism: Torulaspora globosa
Lineage: Eukaryota; Fungi; Ascomycota; Saccharomycetes; Saccharomycetales; Saccharomycetaceae
Gene: ORC4
Product: origin recognition complex subunit 4
Exons: 1
Coding region: 1-1746 (581 amino acids)
Biological process (GO): DNA replication; DNA replication initiation
Cellular component (GO): nuclear origin of replication recognition complex; nucleus
Molecular function (GO): DNA replication origin binding
Source: RefSeq, a predicted model, not a curated record